GUUGUCAACAGUUUGCUAAAUAGAAAAACAUGUAGCUAGAUACUGAGACCAGAACCGUUAUAUUAUAGCUGAAUGAGAAAGCUACCCGUCUUUUUCCAGCAGAGAAAGAGAGACGGGGGAAGGAGUGACUGAAGACAGACAGACAGACGGCGCCGCUGCGGAAAGCAGAAGUAGUUAGUUACAGUAGUUAACUAGCUAGCCAGAAUGUUUAGCUACUGUAGCUAGUUAGCUAACUUGUAUUGUGAUAAGUAUAAGUACCAGGCCAGCUAAAAACGGGCUGGUGUGUGUAAUAACUCCAGCCUGCUCUCCCUCUCCGUGGCUACACUAGUGAUGCUGGUCUUGGCUGGGGCUCCAUGGAAGAGCUGCUAGCACAGGACGGAACAAGGAACGGGACUGCAACCGAGGCUCACCCCUGCCCGGGCAAGCCCUCUGCCCAUCUCUCUGGUCCAACGGGAUAUUAUUACCGUGGGGUGAGCCUGGAAACGGGAGUUACGGCCGACCGACCGAGCGGCGAUGGGAUGUUCGACAGACACGGUUGAAACCCCUGGAACCUGCUUCUCCCGCUACAGAAUCCGGGUAGAGAUCCAGGACAAGAUGAGUGGGGGGAAGAAGAGGAGUGGCUUCCAGAUUACUAGUGUGACGUCAGACUACACACAGAGCUCUGGGGAAGCCCCACCCCAUGUUCAGGCCUCUAGCCAAUCAAAUCCCUCCCUUCAGUCCUCCAGCCAAUCCACUGAUUCCUCCCAGCCUGGCCUCUCCCACCAGCAGGGAAGUUUCUCCCAGCCGACGACUCCCCUCUCUCUGAGGAAAUCCAACUCACAAGAUGCUGUGGGGCAGGGGUCCAGGUUUCGAGUUGUCAGAUUGGGCCAGGGCCAUGGAGGACCCUAUUGCCGGGGGCGGUGGACCUGUACGGACUUUUUGGAACGAGAGGAAGGGGUGGGGCCUAGAUGGGUGAUGGACAGCAUGAGACACGCCCACUCUCUGGAGUCCCUGGAGGGGAUUGGUCUACAGAGGGCUGGGGGAGGGGCUGGAGGCGAGCUGCUGGGGCACGUGCGCACUCUCAGGACAGGACACCUUGUUCACUCUCAGGGUACCUCCCACUUGCUGGCCCAGCCAAUAGGGUCAGACGGGGAGGGGUUUCGAGGGCUGAAGCCUCUCCUCCACAGCGACCCGCCCAACCCCACACACCUGGAAAGAUUCAACUUGCGAGUGGUCGACUCCAUGCCCCCCCUGCCCAGCCCCCGCCCACGGAACAUCCCACCCCCUCUACGCCUGGAUGUGGACGCUACCGGGAGGUCUCUGUUGAGAGUGUCUCAUUCCCAGCCCAGCUCCCCUGGGCCCCCCCUACAGGGUAGAAAUGGUACUUUCCUACCCAGUCUGAUUCCCAUCCAGACUUCUUCGGCCUGGUCCAUGUUCGGCUCCGGGGAGGCUGUCCAUCUGCCAGGGGACGACAGGGAGGGAGAGAAUCCUGUCCCAGACCAUGAUGGACCCUCCACCUCCAAAUCGAUCCCGCUCCAAAGUACUGGCCUCGGCGUAACGCUUAUUCCUUCGAUGAUAAACGUGAAUCCAACCAUCACCCCUGUGGGUCGAGCAGCAGCAUGAUCGCAAUCGACAACAAGAUAGAGCAAGCCAUGGACCUUGUAAAGACCCACCUGAUGCUGGCGGUCAGAGAGGAAGUGGAGUUGCUAUGGGAACAGAUUAAAGAACUAUCAGAAAGGAACGCC
This is a messenger RNA of Oncorhynchus masou masou (cherry salmon), 1724 nucleotides long. RefSeq names its product TSC22 domain family protein 4-like. The record is from RefSeq and is a predicted model, not a curated record. Lineage: Eukaryota; Metazoa; Chordata; Actinopteri; Salmoniformes; Salmonidae. The transcript is spliced from 7 exons. Bases 514 to 1602 code for a protein of 362 amino acids.